Molecule: messenger RNA, 1092 nt
Organism: Dibothriocephalus latus
Lineage: Eukaryota; Metazoa; Platyhelminthes; Cestoda; Diphyllobothriidea; Diphyllobothriidae
Source: the annotation of a GenBank genome assembly
AUGCAGGGUUGGUUGGCUUUAAUUCGUGCGUCGGCAUUUGGUUGGAUUCCAUUAUCCAAACGGGAACUUCCUGAUGUAAGACGUUUCCAGAAAAAGAAAAAGGACAUUGAAAAGAAAACCUGCAUAAAUGUCAGUGGAACAAGAUUCGAAACUUGGCAGUCGACGUUAGACAAAUACCCGCUGACAUUGCUCGGUUCGUCUGAAAGAGAAUACUUCUACGAUUGCCAUACGGACGAAUAUUUCUUCGACAGAGACCCUCAAAUAUUUCGCUACAUACUUAAUUAUUACAGAACUGGAAAGUUGCAUUUUCCCAAACAUGAAUGUGUGUCUGUCUACGAAGAGGAACUCAAUUUUUUUGGCAUACGGCCAGAUACACUAGAGUUUUGUUGUUAUGAGGAAUUUACAGAGAAGAAAAAAGAAGACAGUGAAAAAUAUAUUGUAAUAAAAGAAGAGGAUGAUGAAGACAUUACAUUUUUAACAAUAAGGGAAAGGCUCUGGCAUGAUUUUGAAAAUCCAAAUGCCACGGUAUUUGCGCAGGUUUUGUAUUAUGUCACAGGAUUUUUCAUUGCGCUGUCUGUUCUUGCGAAUAUAGUUGAAACAAUUAGCUGCUCCGUAUCUCCAGAAACUGGCAAAAGUUUAUCCUGUGGACUGCAGUAUGAACGUGCUUUUUUCUGUUUGGACUCGGCUUGCGUCAUGAUAUUUACUAUCGAGUUUGUAGCACGGCUUUAUGCCGCUCCAAACCGCUGGAAAUUUAUGAAAUCCGUCAUGUCAAUUAUUGACGUUGCAGCAGUCCUUCCGUAUUACAUUGGCUUAUUUAUGUCCACAAAUUUAUCAGGCGCAUUUACAACUCUUCGUGUUUUCCGCGUGUUUCGCAUAUUUAAGUUUUCAAGGCACAGCGCUGGUCUCAGGAUUCUCGGAUAUACUCUCAAAUCCUGUGCUUCAGAACUUGGAUUUUUACUGUUUAGUAUCUCAAUGGCCAUUAUUAUCUUUGCAACAAUUAUGUACUAUGCAGAGAAAUCCGAAUCUUCGCAAUUCACAAGCAUUCCCGCCGCGGCUUGGUAUACCAUAGUUACAAUGACAACUCUAGGGUAA